CGAGGCGAGGGCGACGGGAGCCGUCAUGGGGCGAGGUCGUUCGGCGUCAUCGACGGCGUCGCGCUCGCGCUCGCGCUCCCAAUCCCGGGAGAGGAAGGACAGGAAGCGUCACCGUCGGAAAUCGUCCUCCAAGCAUCACCGGAAGCAUCGUCGGAAGCAUAAGAAGAGUCGGCAUCGAUCGUACUCAUCCUCGUCCUCGCGCAGCCGCAGCCGCAGCCGCAGCCGCGACCGCGAGGGUGGGCGCAAGGACCGUAAGCACGAGGACACGUCCAGAUCGCGGUCGCGGAAGCGGCGUAAGACGCGAUCGCCCGAGCGCGCUCGCUCACGAACGCGAUCCCCCGAGACGAACAACGACGAUCCGCGAUCGAACGACCGCGCGCGCGGACGCUCGCGCAGCAGAGAUCGCGGGGCUUCCGGGAACGCGCGCGCGUUCUCGCGGGAUCGACGCGAGAGCGACGGGCGCGAUCGACGCGGGGACCGAGGCGGAGGAGAACGAGGACGCGGACCAGGUCGCGGCCACGACGAGCGAAGACGAGACGAUUCCCGCCAGCGCGGCGACCACCGAGGCGACCACCGAGGCGCCGCGCACGAGCAGCGGCGGGGCCCGAGCGAUCACCACGACCGCGGCGGACACCGCGGCAGCACCGGGUUCGGGCGCGCGGCGGACAUACCGCGUCGACCAGGGGAGCACUCGAGGAACCCGCCCGAGAGACUGGGACCGAACUCGGUCGGGUAUCCGGGCGGCGGCGCGCGCGGGCGGUCGCCCCCUCGCGCGCCGCGAGAGCCUCCGCGCGCGCCCGGCGGCGGCGGCGGUGGCGGGAGCGGCGGCGGCGGCGGCGGCGCGGGAUGGGACAAACCGACAGUAGGCACGAGCGGCGCCGCGUUCAAAGCGACGGGCGAGGAGGACGGCGCGAACCUCGUGUACUACAGCGCCGAGCUCGACGGCGCCGCCACGCCGUGCUGGGCAGCCGCGGCGGACCGCGACGCCGCGGGCGACGCCGCGGGCGACGCCGCGAGCGCGACGACGAACGCCGCGAGAUGGGGCGCGUACCCGGCGUGCACGUCGGGAUUAGGAACGGAGAUCCUGGACUUCAUCGCGUACUGCUCCCCGGACGCGGACGAAUUGAAAGCGCGGUACGCCGCGGUGCUGCGGCUCGACCGGCUCGGAAAGAGGCUGUGGGGCGAAGGCGCGGAGGUGGAGUGCUUCGGCUCCACGAAACACAAGAUGCCGUUGUACUACAGCGGGAUAGACAUGCGGAUCAAGACCACUGGAAAGUACGAGCAUCUCCCCGAGUGCCAGGGCAUCACGCGGCUGGGCACGGAGAUCAUGGAGCAGGCGUGGGCGACGGACGUGGACCCGCGCGUGACCGGCCGCGUGCCGAUGAUUUCCUACGUCGACCGCGCGACGGGGCUGAAGUGCAAGGUGUGCGUCGGGAACCGGCAGACCGUCCGCGGGACGUCGUUCUUCAACACCCCGAUGAUCCCGCUGUCCGCGAGAUUCCCGAUGUUCAAGCUUCUCAUGCUCCCGCUGAAGUGCGUGUUCACCCAACGCGGUCUCGAGAAGUCCUUCGGCGGCGGUUUAGGGACGUUUCGCGUCGGGAUGUUGCUGUUGAACUACUUCGCGAUGCACGUGCCGGUGAGCACACAGCCGCCGACGCCGGAGACCUUGGGCGCGGCGCUGAUCGGAUUUUUCAGGUACUACGCCGGAGAGUCCCCGGACGCGACGUGCGACGCGCACUGCGCGCCGUGGCAGCGAUGGAGCGCAAACUACGAGGCCGCUUCAGAAUUUUACGUCCUGGGCGUGCAGGUCGACUUCGGCGGGUGCGCCAUGGGCGAGGUUCAGAUGGUGUUGAAGGCGUGCGCGAACGCGCUGCAGGCGGCGCGACCGAACGCGAGCACUCGCACGACGAUCCUCUCGCGGCUCAUCGACGACACGAUCAUAGCGGACGCGCGCGAGGGCGCGCGGCGGCAGUCGCGCGCGAGAGAAAACGCGUUGUCGGCGGAGGCAGCGGCGGCGUUGCCGGCGUCGUUCGUCCCGGAGCGGCGGACGACGUUCGUGUCGGACGCGCCGCUGCCGACGCUGCCGGCCGGGGGCGACGCGACGGGGGGCGACGCCAUCGGCGGACCGAAAGGCGGCGGACCGAGCGGCGCGGGCGCGGACGUGCCGUCCACGUGCGUCAACCUGAAGAACAUGUUCGACCCGGCGCACGCCUCGCGGGACGCGUCCGUCGUCUCCGAGGUGCACGAGGACGUUCGCCUGGAGUGCGGGAAUCACGGCGUGGUGACGCACUCCGCGGUGGAUAAGAACAGUCAGGGGUUCGUGUACGUCAAGUUCGACACGGUUCAAGCCGCGACGGAGGCGCGGAGGACGCUCAACGCGCGCUGGUUCGCGGGGCGGCUCGUCACGUGCGACUUCAUCGCGGAGGACGAGUACGACGCCGUCGUGAAGUCGUUGUCGUGAGCGCACGCGACCGAAGCGUUGUCUUUAGAUCGUCGCGCGUUUACUACUACCAUCACGUCUACUACGC
Molecule: messenger RNA, 2528 nt
Organism: Micromonas pusilla CCMP1545
Lineage: Eukaryota; Viridiplantae; Chlorophyta; Mamiellophyceae; Mamiellales; Mamiellaceae
Exons: 1
Coding region: 26-2461 (811 amino acids)
Biological process (GO): mRNA processing
Cellular component (GO): nucleus
Molecular function (GO): U1 snRNP binding; RNA binding
Source: RefSeq, a predicted model, not a curated record